UCUUCAUCUUCAACCUCUUGCCGCUUCGUAAACACCCCUCUCUCUCUCUCUCUGAAGUUCUGCGGUAAUGGCUGAGGACCCUCAGAACCCGCCUCCCGCUCCGGAAGCGCCGGCCCCGGCGGAGGAAGUCGUGGUCGGGGUGGUCCCGGACGUGCCGCAUGCAGCCGAAGCGCCAGCUGCCGGAAAAGAGCCGCCGCCGCCGCCGUCUCCUGUGGGAGCCGUCGUGGAGGGCGAGCCGAAGGGCGCGGAGGCGGAGGCGGAGGAGAAGAUCGCGAAGGCCUCCAAGUUCGCUUCCUUCAAGGAAGAGACCAACGUGGUCGGGGAGCUCCCCGAGGCCCAGAAGAAGGCCCUCGACGAGCUCAAGCGCCUCGUCCGGGAGGCUCUGGACAAGCGCGAGUUCGCCGCUCAACCAUCAGAGUCGCCUCCUAAGGAAGAGGAGAAGGAGGAAGACAAAGAGGAGGCGAAAGCGUCCGCCGAGGAGCCCCCGAAGCCUGAAGCCGAGGCAGCUGCGGAAGUACCGCCGCCGGCGCCAGUGGAGGAGGCGGAGGCGGUGGUGAUCGUCCAGGAGGUGGUGGAGAAAGUGACUGCGGUCGAAGAGGAUGGCGCCAAGACCGUCGAGGCCAUCAAGGAGACGAUAGUCGAGGUGUCCACAACUGCCUCGGCGGCAAAAACAGAGGAGGAGGAGGCCGCUCUGGCUGCGGCCAUAGAAUGCAAGGAAGAAGCGGAACCCGUGGCGGAGCCAGAGGAGUUGUUCAUCUGUGGAGUCCCGCUCCUUGGCGACGACGAGAGGAGCGACGUCAUCCUCCUGAAGUUCCUGAGAGCCAGGGACUUCAAGGUGAAGGAGUCCUUCGACAUGAUCAAGAGCACGGUCCGCUGGCGCAGGGAGUUUGGCGUCGACGCCUUGGUCGAGGAGGACCUCGGGACAGAAUAUGACAAGGCAGUGUUCAUGCACGGGCUCGACCGGGAGGGCCACCCGGUGUGCUACAACGUGUAUGGCGAGUUUCAGGACAAGGAGCUGUAUCAGAAAGCCUUCGGGGACGAAGAGAAGAGGAAGAAGUUCCUCAAGUGGAGGAUCCAGUUCCUGGAGAGAAGCGUCAGGAAGCUCGACAUGAGUCCUGGCGGCGUCUCGACAGUGGUUCAGGUGAUUGACCUGAAGAACUCGCCGGGGCUUCUCAGGAGGGAGCUGAGGCAGACCACUGGCCAGGCUCUCCAGAUUCUUCAGGACAACUACCCUGAAUUUGUGGCCAAGCAGGUGUUCAUCAAUGUUCCAUGGUGGUACCUGGCCUACAAUAGGAUUAUCAGCCCUUUCUUGACGCAGAGGACCAAGAGCAAGUUUGUGUUUGCAAGCCCAUCAAGAUCUGCCGAGACACUCUUCAAAUACAUAGCACCAGAACGAGUGCCAGUGCAAUAUGGUGGGCUAAGCACAGAGGCUGAGCAGGAGUUCACUACUGCCGAACCUGCUACAGAGGUCGCGAUCAAGCCGGCAACCCAGCACACUGUUGAAUUCCCUGUUAGUGAGACACGCCUUCUGGUCUGGGAGGCUAAAGUAGUGGGGUGCGACGUGAGCUACGGAGCCGAGUUCGUGCCGAGCGCCGAGGGUGCCUACACCGUGAUCGUGCAGAAGUCCAGGAAGAUAACCCCAGCCGACGAGCAGCCCAUCAUCUGCGGCCGCUUCAAGGUCGAGGAACCGGGCAAGGUGGUGCUUACCAUCGACAACCAGUCCUCCAAGAGGAAGACGCUCCUUUACAGGUCCAAGACCAAGGCCUGCCCGGAAGACCAAUGCCCUUGUUGAUCAGUAAACUUGGAUUGCUUUUCAUUUUUGAAAUAUUUCAUUUGUAUUUCCCGGUUGUAAUAUGUGCCCUUUUUGUUCAGUCUGAAUUUCAGUAAAACCAAAUUGAUUGUGAGGACUUCAUUGUAGCUUCUUAUUAUUAUUGAUUCUUGAGGAAUGGUUUGAAACUGUAUAAACUUAAA
Messenger RNA from Syzygium oleosum, 1971 nucleotides. Its product is annotated as patellin-3-like. Lineage: Eukaryota; Viridiplantae; Streptophyta; Magnoliopsida; Myrtales; Myrtaceae. The record is from RefSeq and is a predicted model, not a curated record. Gene Ontology annotation, molecular function: lipid binding. The coding region runs from base 68 to 1792 and encodes 574 amino acids. The transcript is spliced from 4 exons.